AUGCAAGCAGGAGCCAUUUUCAGCAUUGCUUCCAUCUUCUCUAUUUUUUCUUUUCUGGAAGCGAACAACAAAUGCCACGUUUCAGUCAGCAAUGUUGCUCUUGUUGGCCAUGUAUUUGCUUCAUUUCAUGAAGAAAACAUUCAUGUUUGUUAUGAAAAAUGUAGAAAGAGGAUUGGCUGYUUGAGCAUUAACUAUUACAGAGAGAGCUCUAUCUGUGAGCUCAAUAACAGGACCAUAGCAACCAAACCAAAAAAGAAGGCAGCUAAUUCAAGGGCAACUUACUUCGAACGCAUAAAACCAGCUUCCAUUGGUUCACACGAGGAAAUUCCUGCAGAAUCGUGCAUGGAAAUCAAAACUGAUAUACAAACAACGAACAGCGGUUUAUACUGGCUUAAACAUGCUCAACAAACAGCAAAGAUCUUUUGCAACAUGACCACUGGAGCUUCUGAGCCAUGCGCCAGUUUGCCUUGUAAAAAUCAAGGAAAAUGUCAGAAAAUGAACGAGGUCAGCUAUAACUGUACAUGUCCAUCUUCUUUUUAUGGGAAAAACUGUCAGGCUAUAAACUUCUGCAGAUCCAAUCCCUGUGCCAAUGGCGGGAAUUGCGCCAAUGGGAAAAGCAGUUUCAAUUGCGUAUGUAAAGCUGGAUUCGGAGGAAAAACAUGUGGAUGGCGUGAACUAACAGCUAGCAAUGCUGUUUGGAAUGAUACUGGUGACACGUGGAGUUUCAGGAUGCCGCAAAAUGAUCCUAUAUUUCAUUUCGGACCUUCACGAAUUUGGACAACACCUGUUAAUGCCGACCAUUAUGAGAUAACAAGCAGAAUUUUGACGUCUAGCUCAGCAAGCGGUGACUGUGGCCAUAUUUUCAAGUAUAAAACAGGAAGCCAUCGUUCACUAUCUAUGGUGACAAAGGCCUGGGGAUACUUUCUGUGGGCACGUCAGUAUAUGUAUAUUUCAAGUAAUGGGAAGGAAAGCUCUCCCCUCGUCAGCUACAACUACCAAUUAAACACAUGGUACAACCUGAAGACUGUUGUCCAAGGUGUCCAGGUCAAGAUUUACAUUGACAACCAACUCGUCCAGCAGGUUACCAUGACUGGAGAAGGAGCAACUUCUAAGACCGAAAACUAUGUUGGACUAUGGUGUCAUGGUGACACUGAUGAUAAAGGAAAGAACUUUAAUAUUAACAUAGGUGUCGCAUGUUCAUCGUAUUCGACCAUCACAGAUUCUACUCGACUAAUAACUAACACCUUGUUUAAUGGUCCAAGAACCUGUGACGAUAACAUCGCUAAGAAAUGGUACAGGUUUUCAGGGGGUGCAGGAGUUCGUAUGCCCAKAUCGUGUGUACCAGCUAAUCGCUGCGGGACGCACGGUGCUGGAUGGCUCAGCCAACCUCACCCAACCGUGGCAGAGGGAAUAGUCUCGAAGAAGGUGUGCUUUAACUGGAAUUCGAAUUGUUGUUACCAGGAGAAGACGAUCCGAGUACAAAACUGUGGUGAUUUCUAUGUGUACGAGUUUGAACCAGUAUCAUGGUGCCACUCUCGUUAUUGCAGCACAAAUUAGUGCAAAAUAUWUAAACAGGGUACCCAAAGUACUAGAUUUCUUUCUGUGAAAAACAAUAACUUGUGCCGCGACAAUGACCGGCGACAAUGGUGCAUAUUCAGGGAUGUAAAUAAUUCCUUAGAGGGUAGUAACUAAUCAUUACUGUAAUUGACUAACUGGCGACUAAUAGACUGAUAUUAAUGAAAUGCGAGCRAAGGAAGAGACGCAAGAUAAGGCAAUCAAACAACUAGCAUUUCACAUAGAGUGCAAACACAAGAGGUGAGAAUAAGCCUUUAAAAUUUCCAGUUCAAUGCGAGUUACCGCUGUUUUAGUAGAUAACAGACUCACUUGAGUAGAGGACAAAAGAAAGCACGAAAAAAUGUUGACAUUACAAUAGCUCUAGAAAGUUCGAGGUUUAGGCUGAGCAUGACGUUGAACCUUCUCUGGGAAUACAGUGUUAGCGCUAUUGUAAUGACAAAAUUUUUUCGUGCUUUCUUUUGUUUUUGGUAAGGUCUCUGCGCAUGAGAGACUGCUGUAAACUAAAUCAGCGGUUGUUCGCUUUGAACGGGAUAAAGACGUAUUAGYUCUAAUAUAUAUGGUUAUAUUACUAAAUACGUGUAAAUUAGACAAUUAACAAAGCUACAGCUUGAGAAUGAAGUAAUUAAAUCGUUCCGUGCGGCAUAACCUCGAGCCAAAUCUUUUCCCGUACGGCCCUCCCACUCAGUCAAUAAGUACAUAUAACGUUCUUUUUGACUUCACUCAAUAGCAUAAUUUAUUAGAGUACAGACACUACGGCCAUGCCUCUAAACUGUACUGAUUUAUGAGAAUUAAUUGUUGUCUGUUGUCAACCUUACACUAUAUUGCGCACUUAGAACUAUUYGCUUGAGAGUUUUCAAACUGUUAUAGUGUUUGUAGAUCAUUGCUGGUAGAUGUACUGAAUAUUUCGAAAUUGAUUGAUGUGAAGCUACAUCUUGUUCACAUCCAAGRUCGCUUUCUGAAAUUAUGGGAUAUAGAUUUAACGAGAAAUUUCGGAGAUCUUAAAUCAUUUUUUUUCUCGGAACUUGUAACAUAUUUUACACAUGAGUCAGUAAUAUCAUGGUGACGACUGAUAAACAAGCUAAACUCUGAMUGAUAUCGAUUGACAUGUAAUAACUGACAGUGGACAUUAUAGCCUGGGUUUCACUGGAACAUAAGCAUUGGCAUAAASAGGUAACACAAGAAAAUACAAAAGAAUUAAUGAAGUCAAACGUGCGGAAUAAUCGAAUAAGCACAGAGGAAAAUAUAAAAUASACAGAAAAUCACCUCAUUUUUGUCUUUUUAAUCCUUUUUGGUUCCAAUGUUAUUGAUUUUCCAUCCUCAUGCUUUAUAGCUCAGCGAAAACCAAUAAUAACGUGCCCAAUUUAUAUAAACCUUAUCAUCACUUAAUAACAAUACUCAUAUACACCCACGCUAUAAUCACUUAAUUACAGUACUUACGUACACCUUACUAUCACUGAAUCACAGUAUUUAUAUACACCUUAUUAUCACUGAAUCACAGUAUUUAUAUACACCUUAUUAUCACUGAAUCACAAUA
Exaiptasia diaphana is the source of this 3109-nucleotide messenger RNA. RefSeq lists its product as uncharacterized. Lineage: Eukaryota; Metazoa; Cnidaria; Anthozoa; Actiniaria; Aiptasiidae. The coding region runs from base 1 to 1557 and encodes 518 amino acids. Gene Ontology annotation, molecular function: calcium ion binding. The transcript has 8 exons. The record is from RefSeq and is a predicted model, not a curated record.